Messenger RNA from Oncorhynchus masou masou (cherry salmon), 822 nucleotides. Its product is annotated as GRB2-related adapter protein-like. Bases 1 to 822 code for a protein of 273 amino acids. The record is from RefSeq and is a predicted model, not a curated record. Gene Ontology annotation, molecular function: epidermal growth factor receptor binding; phosphotyrosine residue binding. NCBI's taxonomy places the organism in Eukaryota, Metazoa, Chordata, Actinopteri, Salmoniformes, Salmonidae. Gene Ontology annotation, biological process: signal transduction; regulation of MAPK cascade. The transcript is spliced from 5 exons. Gene Ontology annotation, cellular component: cytoplasm; plasma membrane; nucleoplasm.
AUGUCUGUGUGUAAGCAGGUUUGGUACCAGGAGAGUGCUAGUCGAGGUGAGGCCCAGGAGUCUCUCAUGACCCAGCCUAUAGGAUCCUUUCUGAUCAGGGGCAGCCAGAGCUCCCCAGGAGAUUUCUCCAUAUCCGUUAGACACGAGGCAGACGUGCAGCACUUCAAGGUGCUGGCAGACACCAGAGGGCAGUAUUACCUCUGGUCUGAGAAGUUUAGCUCCUUCAACGAGCUGGUGAACUAUUACAUGAACAACUCUGUCUCUAAACACAGCCGCAUUUAUCUGCUGGACACAGAAACACAGGAGAAGGGAUUUGGCCAGACCAGGACAUCAGCCCCAUCCUCUCAGCCCCAGCCUCACCUGCCCCUGCCCAGCAUACCCCAGCCUCACCUGCCCCCCAGCCCCCAUCCUCACCUCUCCUGCCCCUGCCCCAGCCUCACCUGCCCCCAGCAUGCCCCAGCCUACCCCAGCCUCACCUGCCCCAGCCCCAGCCUCACCUGCCCCUGCCCAGCAUACCCCAGCCUCACCAUCUCCUGCCCCGUGUACCCCAGCCUCAACAACCCCUGCCCCGCACCCUAUACCCCCACCACAGGUAGUAUACUCUCUACAACCAAAUCCCUUCGUGCGGCCGUGACCACGGGGGGCGGUGGUCUGAUGCAGGUGAGAGCUCAGUAUGACUUCAACGCCGAGGAGAAGGACGAGCUGAGCUUUAAGGCCGGGGACAUCAUCGAGGUGCUGGAGUGUUCCGACAUGUCAUGGUGGAAAGGGAGACUGAGGGGACAAGCGGGAGUGUUCCCUUCCAACUACACCAACCCUGUAUGA